Eurytemora carolleeae is the source of this 415-nucleotide messenger RNA. RefSeq names its product exosome complex component MTR3-like. Bases 63 to 380 code for a protein of 105 amino acids. The transcript is spliced from 4 exons. Lineage: Eukaryota; Metazoa; Arthropoda; Copepoda; Calanoida; Temoridae. Gene Ontology annotation, biological process: rRNA catabolic process; poly(A)-dependent snoRNA 3'-end processing; U4 snRNA 3'-end processing. Gene Ontology annotation, cellular component: nucleolus; nuclear exosome (RNase complex); cytoplasmic exosome (RNase complex). The record is from RefSeq and is a predicted model, not a curated record.
AAAUAUUGAGGAGACAUCUAGUGUCGAAUUUAUCAUCUAACCAUGAGUAAUUUCAGAGAACAAUGGGAGUGGACAGUAAACGGUUUACAGGUCCACAGGAUUCUGUGGAUUAUAGACUUUUUUCACAACAAACAAAUUUUCAGACUAAACGGAUCGGAAGAACUAAUGAUGAGCAGAGGAAGGUUUACCUGAAAACUGGAAUCAUUUCACAAGCCAAGGGGUCAGCUUACUUAGAACUAGGAGACACAAAGGUUAUGGUGGGUGUUUACGGACCCAGAGAGAUCCCUAAACGUUCAGAUUUCUCCAUGAAAGGAGUUCUAUCUUGUGAGUUUAAAUUUGCACCUUUUGCUUGUAAAACAAGAAGAGGACAUCAGGUGUGAGGAUUUUUUUUGCGAGGAUGGAAAAUUUAUAUAAA